GCGUCCGCGAGCUGCUCUUCUUCAACGUCUCGUCGUCGGGAAGACGACGACGACCUACUCGUCGCCAUCCUCAUCUCCUCCUCCUCCUCCUCCUCCUCCUCCUUCUUCAUCUGUCAUGGCGUCCUUUGUUCUCCGUCUGAGAGCUUCCGCGAACUCCUUCCUGUCGCAGUACGAGCCCAUCGCGCUGCUCGUCGCCCCUCUCCUCGCUGUCCUCGCCGCCCGCGCGGUCCGAUCGUUCGUCGGCAUUUUGCACGAGAGAGGACUCAAGGCGGCUUCGAUAGGCUUCUUCAUGAGCUGCAUCAAGUUGGUACCUGCCGUGAGGAGUUAUAUAGACGCAGAGAAGCAGAAGGUGGUGGACAAGUUACAGUCUGGUGGUCAAUCCAAAAGAAAAGGCUGGAGAUCUGAGUUGCCAAGAUCUGGUGUGGGAAAUGGUGUAAUAGACAUAAUGAAGGAAGAAAAAAAGAAUGAUGUGGUUUGGCAAGGCAAAUGCUCGGGUACAGUAUAUAUCAGGGGAAGCGAAUGCGAGGGGCAUUUUUCACUGAUAAAUGAGGCUUGUUCCAUGUUUGCACACACCAACCCGUUGCAUUUAGAUGUCUUCCAGAGUGUGGUUCGAUUUGAGGCAGAGGUUGUUGCCAUGACUGCUGCUUUACUGGGAAGUAAAGAAAAAGUUUCAGGAGGACAAAUAUGUGGAAACAUGACAUCCGGGGGAACUGAGAGUAUAUUAUUGGCAGUAAAAACUUCACGUGAUUAUAUGAGAGCUAAGAAGGGAAUUACAUCGCCUGAAAUGAUAAUACCGGAAUCUGCACACUCAGCAUAUGACAAGGCUGCUCAGUAUUUCAACAUCAAACUGUGGCGUGUUCCAGUGAAUAAAGAAUUCCGAGCGGAUGUAAAAGCAAUUAAGCGGCACAUUAACAGAAACACCAUCUUGAUUGUUGGAUCUUCACCCGGGUUUCCUCACGGCAUCAUUGAUCCCAUUGAGGAGCUUGGUGAACUCGCUUCUAGCUGCAACAUAUGUCUCCAUGUUGACCUUUGUCUUGGUGGCUUCAGAUUACCUUUUGCUCGUAAACUUGGGUAUCCAGUUCCUCCCUUUGAUUUUUCCGUUGAAGGGGUAACAUCGAUAUCGGUAGAUGUGCACAAAUAUGGUUUGGCCCCAAAAGGAACUAGCAUUGUUCUAUACAGAAAUCAUGACAUCAGGAAGCAUCAAUUUGUUGCUGUGACGGAGUGGUCUGGAGGUCUAUAUGUCUCUCCAACCAUGGCAGGGAGCAGACCAGGGGCCUUAAUUGCUGGUGCUUGGGCGGCAAUGAUGUCUCUAGGGGAAGAAGGUUAUCUAGAAAACACAAAAGAGAUCAUGGAAGUGUCGAAGAAGAUUGAAAGGGGAAUAAAGGACAUUCCAGAGAUUUUCAUCAUCGGCAGGCCGGACAUGACAAUUGUAGCCUUUGGUUCUAAUGUUAUUGACAUAUUCGAAGUUAAUGAUAUCAUGUCAUCCAAAGGCUGGCACCUGAAUGCACUGCAGAGACCCAAUAGCUUACAUAUAUGUGUGACCCUUCAACAUGUACCGGUGGUUGAAGAUUUCCUCAAGGAUUUGAAGGAAUCCGUGAACAUUGUUAAACGAAACCCAGGACCCAUAAGUGGAGGGAAGGCUCCUAUAUAUGGUGCUGCGGGAAAGAUGCCAGAUAGAGGAAUGGUCCAGGAAUUGUUGGUAAAUUUCAUGGACAGUGCUUGCUAAGUGGCUUUGGCUGGGUGUUACUUGAUGUUCUUGGGCCCCGUUCUUCGAACUUUACCAUCAUGGGUCAUCUCUUACCUUAAUCUUCCGUCCUUGACAUUCUUUGAUUCUCGCACGGGUGUUCUUGUUUAUCAGAAUAAUUUAUAUGCUUGAUUAUCAACUAAUGAUGUCGAUUUAUUUUUUUUGGGUUGAACGUGAUGUCGAAU
Messenger RNA from Rhodamnia argentea, 1929 nucleotides. Its product is annotated as sphingosine-1-phosphate lyase. The coding region runs from base 116 to 1726 and encodes 536 amino acids. The transcript is spliced from 15 exons. Lineage: Eukaryota; Viridiplantae; Streptophyta; Magnoliopsida; Myrtales; Myrtaceae. Gene Ontology annotation, biological process: carboxylic acid metabolic process; sphingolipid catabolic process. Gene Ontology annotation, molecular function: sphinganine-1-phosphate aldolase activity; pyridoxal phosphate binding. The record is from RefSeq and is a predicted model, not a curated record. Gene Ontology annotation, cellular component: endoplasmic reticulum.